Messenger RNA from Durusdinium trenchii, 985 nucleotides. The record is from the annotation of a GenBank genome assembly. NCBI's taxonomy places the organism in Eukaryota, Dinophyceae, Suessiales, Symbiodiniaceae.
CUUCAUGUGCCAAACACCUCAACGCUUCCUGGGCCGAAGAGAACCCCACUGUGUCGCCGCGCGCGGACGCGACUGAGUGCCAUGGCGGUGCUCAUCGAUGGGCUUUGGCGCUUCGUCUUGCGGCCACUGGGCCGUCCGGACCGUCCAGAGGGCGCUCGAUUGAGAUGCUUGUGGUGUUGGAGACGCUUCUGCGGAUCGCAAGACCAAGUGCUGCAUGUCUUUGUGAGCUCUUCUGGGUUGGAGAAGUGCCAUUGGAAGUGGCUGAAGAGGCCGCCACCACCACAGGAGGGCUGCGUGCGUUGCGUGUGCAUCUCCGACACUCAUUUGCAGCACGAGGACCUUCACCUCCCGUACGGCGAGAUCCUCCUCCACUGUGGCGAUGUGUUGCUGGAGAGCAGAGGUCUGCAGGCCAGCGCCCUGGAGGCCUUGAGGAGCUUUCAUCGUUGGAUCGAGCAGCAACCGCAUCAGCAUAAGUUGCUGGUGGCCGGGAAUCAUGACGGUGUGUUGCAAGCACUGGGCCCGGAACGUGUACAAGAAGUCCUGCCAAAGUGCACUUACUUGCAGGAUCAGGGCAUCGACUUGGAAGGCCUGAAGCUCUAUGCGUCGCCGCUGUCCAUGGGACAAAGCCCAAACGCCGCUUUUCAGAGCCAUGGUGGCUAUGAUGAGCGCGCUGCAUGUGAAGCCAUUCCAGAAGGCCUCGACCUCUUGAUCACCCAUGGCCCCGCUGGACAGGGAGCCCUGGGCCGUGCCAGCGCAGCACUGGCGGAGCGCAUCUGCAGGGUGAAGCCUCGCGUGCACGUCUUCGGACACUACCACCUGGGUCAUGGCAUUUCUUUGCAGGAGGUGAUUGAAGUCAACGCGUCCUCUGCGGACGCGCUGUUCGCAGUGACUCAUCCACCAAUCAUUUUGGAUAUCCAGCCGCGCCGAAGGGCACAAAAGGAGCCGAAAUGCUAAGACAGUCUUGGCCCCAUAGGACUUCGGGCUG